Messenger RNA from Scedosporium apiospermum, 597 nucleotides. Its product is annotated as NADH-ubiquinone oxidoreductase 21 kDa subunit, mitochondrial. The transcript has 3 exons. Bases 1 to 597 code for a protein of 198 amino acids. The record is from RefSeq and is a predicted model, not a curated record. NCBI's taxonomy places the organism in Eukaryota, Fungi, Ascomycota, Sordariomycetes, Microascales, Microascaceae. Gene Ontology annotation, biological process: electron transport chain.
AUGGCAACUCUGAGGACGGCAAUUUCUGCUGGCGUCCUUCGAAGGACCGCCAUUCUCCGACCCGCAGUGGCCAAUCGACGGUUCCAAGGUUCUCUCUCACCAACGGAGCAGCCCGCAGCUCCUGGCCUCCGCCAAAACCAACCCGACUAUAGCAUUGAGGCUGACAAGGCGACAUCGACUUUCACCCCCGUGCCGAAGCGAGUUCAGGAUGGAAGCGAGGAGAGCGACAUCAUCCCGGCUGCCGUGGUCUCCGGAGCUCCGAUCGAGCUGCAAGCCAGGCAGGUGAGAAUCUACAAGGAAACUAAGCCGGCUACUCAAUCUGGCAACUGGAAAGGCCACCACUGGCGAAUGGAUUGGGAUAUCCUUCCCAAGGGCCACCGAUGGGAAAAUCCUCUUAUGGGAUGGCAGUCGUCGGGCGACAUGAUGCAGGGAACCAGGAUCUUUUUCGAAUCCAAGGAGGAUGCGAUCCGGUUCGCUGAGAAGCAAGGCUACGAAUACUACGUGCAGGAGCCGAACACCCGUGCCUUUAAGCCAAAGUCAUACGCCAACAACUUCACCUACUCGGCAGGAAAGCUCAAGAUGGCCCGCACGAAAUAA